AUGUCCCCUUCAACACAGCCGAAUGGUGACGGUGUUGACAUUGUCAACAUCCACCAAGAUGACAUGGACUUUUCCCUCGUUGAUGAGCUUUACAAAAAUUUGAGCCCACCCGAGGGAAAACAGCCCUCUUUUCCCACUCUCCUGCUCUAUGACACCAAAGGGCUCAAGCUGUUCGAGAAGAUCACUUACUUGGACGAAUAUUAUCUCACCAAUGCCGAGAUUGAACUCCUGACAACACAUGCAAAGAGAAUGGUGGAGCGGAUUCCGGAAAAUGCACAAUUGGUAGAGCUUGGUAGUGGGAAUCUGAGAAAGAUAGAGAUUCUCCUCCGCGAAUGCGAGCGAAUGCAAAAGCGGGUAGAUUAUUACGCCUUGGACCUGUCACUGACCGAGCUACAACGGACAUUCUCCGAGAUCUCCCCGAAGAGCUUUGAAUAUGUUGGAUUUCAUGGGCUUCACGGAACCUAUGAUGACGCUCAAGACUGGCUGAAGAACCCAGAAAACCGCACUAGGCCAACUGUUGUGCUUUCGAUGGGAUCUUCCAUUGGAAACUUUAGCCGGUCCGAAGCAGCAGAUUUUCUCGGUGGUUUUUCGAAGCUCCUCGGUCCGUCAGAUUUUCUUUUGAUCGGAGUAGAUGCCUGUAAAGACCCAGAGAGGGUUUACAGUGCUUACAAUGACUCGCAAGGUGUCACCCGAGCGUUUUAUGAGAACGGACUGGCACAUGCGAACACUGUACUGGGCUUCGAAGCUUUCCGGCCUGUCGAUUGGGAGGUGGUGACUGGCUAUGACACCGAAAAUGGGUGUCAUCAAGCAUUUUAUUCCCCCAAAGUCGAUGUUGUGAUUAAAGACAUAACAAUUCGGAAAGGAGAGAAGCUCAAAUUCGAAGAAGCUUACAAAUAUAGUCGAGAUGAGAGGGAUGAACUCUGCCGCAGCGCAGGCUUGAUCCCUCAGAUGGAAUAUGGAAAUACCGAGGACAACUAUCAUAUUCAUCUUCUCUCGCCUGCGGCCCUCGACAUCCCGACUCAGCCUUCGCAGUACGCUAGUCGGCCUAUCCCAACAUUGAAAGAUUUCCAAAAUCUAUGGACCUCAUGGGAUCUUGUGACCAAAACCAUGAUACCUCGUGGAGACCUUUUGUCAAAGCCUAUCAAACUUCGAAAUGAGUUGAUCUUUUAUCUGGGCCAUAUUCCAACAUUCUUUGAUAUCCAUUUGACUCGAGCAACACUCGGGAAGCCCACCGACCCCAAAUACUACCAAACGAUCUUUGAACGUGGAGUUGACCCCGAUGUUGAGGACCCGGAACAAUGUCAUGCACACAGUGAAACCCCCGAUGAGUGGCCUCCAUUGGACGAAAUUCUGGAUUACCAAGAGCGUGUUCGCAGUAGAGCACGAUCUCUUCUCCAAGAUAGCAAAGCGUUGCAGGAUCGAACUAUAGGCGAGGCGCUGUGGAUAGGUUUUGAGCAUGAGGCAAUGCAUCUGGAGACAUUCCUCUACAUGCUACUGCAGAGUGAGAAAACUCAACCACCAUCUGGCAUUGAUACCCCCGACUUCACUCAAAUGGCCCGGGACGCAAAAAGAAAUGCCAAGCCGAAUAAGUGGUUCCGUAUCCCCAGACAAACCAUAAUUGUCGGUCUGGAUGACUCGGACAAGGAUGCUGUGCCCAAAGAUUCGUAUGGGUGGGACAAUGAACAACCUCAGAUGAAAAUCAACGUCCAUGCUUUUGAAGCACGUGCCCAACCUAUCACCAAUGGUGAAUAUGCGAAAUAUCUGCAAGCCAAUCGCUCCCGAGCAAUCCCUGCAUCUUGGUUACCUGUAGACCCGGAGCAGGCCUAUCCGAUUGCUAAGGGGACCAGUCGAUCCAGCCCUGGUGCCACUGAGGAGUAUUUGAAUAACUUUGCCGUCCGCACAGUACUGGGAUCUGUUCCUUUGGAACUCGCGCAAGACUGGCCUGUUAUCGCUUCUUAUGACGAGCUCGCGAACUACGCGAAGUGGGUGGAGUGUCGAAUCCCCACGUUUGAGGAGGUCAAGAGUAUCUACCAAUUUUCGGAUCGACUCAAAGAAGGUACUGCUGGCCAGAAGCCUAAUGGUCAAAACAAUGGAGCCAAAUCAGUGAGCGAGACACAAACACCACCCGUGUUUCGCGACCUCACAGGUUGCAAUGUGGGCUUCAAGCACUGGCAUCCUACUCCCGUUACUCCAAACGGCGACAAGCUGGCCGGACAAGGUGAGUUCGGUGGAGUUUGGGAGUGGACCAGUUCACCGUUGUUGCCUCAGGAAGGCUUCGAGGCCAUGGAAAUAUACCCAGGCUAUACCUCCGACUUUUUUGACGGGAAGCAUAACAUUAUACUUGGUGGCUCCUGGGCGACGCUACCUAGGAUCGCUGGCCGGUCUACAUUUGUCAAUUGGUACCAACACAAUUAUGUCUAUGCUUGGGCUGGAGCACGUCUGGUGAGGGAUUCCCGGAAUGGGUUCAAGCAGACGAUUUAG
Molecule: messenger RNA, 2481 nt
Organism: Penicillium longicatenatum
Lineage: Eukaryota; Fungi; Ascomycota; Eurotiomycetes; Eurotiales; Aspergillaceae
Product: DUF323 domain protein
Exons: 7
Coding region: 1-2481 (826 amino acids)
Source: RefSeq, a predicted model, not a curated record